Molecule: messenger RNA, 1969 nt
Organism: Daucus carota subsp. sativus
Lineage: Eukaryota; Viridiplantae; Streptophyta; Magnoliopsida; Apiales; Apiaceae
Product: vicilin-like seed storage protein At2g28490
Source: RefSeq, a predicted model, not a curated record
AAGUUUAAAAUAUUAAUUUUAGAUAUGAAAUCAAAUUUCAAGCAGUAAAAUGCAAAGAAAAGAGCAGAGGUGUUGGGUGGUGAGAGCAUGGAGGCCACAUCUCACUUAAAAACAAACAUAAUGACUUGAUGUUGUGGCUUCACCAUAGCAUGACACCAAACAAUGUAUGCAUGCAUGCUCAACACCUGUCCCUCUUAGCUCCUCUCUGCUUCCUCUACUUAAACAAUCCUAUCACACUUCAUAUUCAUCAUCACUUCUCUUCUUAUCCACAAUCCGCAAAACACACACAUUGAAAGAGAGAAAGAAGAAUUAUGGGGAAGGGUUUAACUUUUUUGUUGGUUCUGGUACUUGUGAUUUCAGUUAAAGGGUAUGAAGAAGAAGAAGAAAGUGGAAGUGAGGGGAGUGGGAGAAAACUGUUUAUAUUGCAUGAUUCAGUGGAGGUGGUGAAAUCAGAAGCAGGAGGAAUGAAAGUAGUCAAGGGCAUCACAGGGAAGUUUGUGGACAAGCCCAUGCAUAUUGGCUUUAUUUACAUGGAGCCCAAGAGUCUUUUCAUCCCUCAGUAUCUUGAUUCCAACUUGAUCCUCUUCAUCCGUAGAGGGGAAGCAAAGGUCGGAUCGAUUCGCAAUGAUAAGCUUGUGGAGCAGGACUUGAAGACCGGAGAUAUAUACACGAUUGAUGCUGGCUCCGUAUUUUACAUUGAGAAUACAGGGGAAGGACAGAGACUUCAAAUCAUCUGCAGCAUUGACACAUCUGAGAGCCUCACCUGGCAUGCCUUCCAGUCUUUCUUUAUUGGAGGAGGAAGGAAUCCAUCUUCCAUACUAGCUGGAUUUGAUAAGGAGACACUGUCAACUGCAUUUAAUGUAUCAGUGUCAGAGUUGGAGGAGUUUCUGAGCCCAGAACCUUCGGGCGCAAUUGUAUACAUAUCACCAGAGUCAAAAUCUCCUAAUUUGUGGACACAUUUCAUCAAUCUAGAACAUCAUCAGAAGAAAGCACACCUCAAGAAAUUUGUGCUAUUUGAGGGAGACGUUGACGUAACAGAGAGUAAAGAAGAAAGACCAAGUUGGUCACUUGGAAAGCUCGUCAAAUCCUUGUUUAUAAAUGAAAACAAGGAAAACAAAGACAAGGUAAGGGAUUCAGGAGAUGAUGUUUACAAUCUUUACGACAGAAAUCCAGACUUCCAGAACAGUUAUGGAUGGAGCUUGGCUGUUGAUGACAGCCAGUAUAAGCCUCUUAAUCACUCUGGCAUUGGUGUCUAUCUAGUCAAUCUCACCGCGGGAUCAAUGAUGGCGCCACAUAUAAAUCCAACAGCGUCAGAGUACGGCAUUGUGUUGAGAGGAAGCGGCUCUAUCCAGAUUGUAUUUCCAAAUGGUACUUUAGCUAUGAAUACCAAAGUGAAUGAAGGAGAUGUGUUCUGGAUACCGAGGUACUUCCAUUCUGUCAAAUUUCAUCAAGAACAGGCCCCUUAGUUUUUCGGGUUUACGACAUCAUCCCAGAGGAACCAUCCCCAGUUCCUAGUGGGACGAGGCUCCCUGUUUCAGACCAUGUUUGGACGUGAACUGGUAGUUUCUUUUGGCUCGACUGAAAAGAAGUUUGAAAAGUUCAUCUAUGCACAGAAUGAAUCCACAAUCCUGUCCACGGCAUCUGUGGCACCGCCUGAUGAUGUAAACAGAGUGAUUCUGAAGAAAGGAAAAAGAGAAAAGAUGAUACCAAAGUUAGCCAAGAAGUUGAGUAAUGAUAUGAUGAUGGGUUUUGAGUAGAGGUGUAAAAGUGUUUCAGAUUCCGUUCUGUCAUGUUUAUGUGGUUAAUCUUAUGUUUUAUGUGAUUUGUACUUAGUUUCUUGUUUCCUUAAAUAAGUUGGCUUCAGAGUUGCAACUUACCUAGGUGUUGUCUGUAGAACAAACUGGCAAGGUGUUGUGUGAAGGAUGAAUAUUUGAACUAAUAAAAAUGAGAGACUUUACUUGAUCAGCUA